CCGUCUAAAAGGCUAUCAUUGUGCCUUCCAAUGAUGUAUUAUGACUCAAAAAGUAUCAAGAGCACUGUCGACAUAAAUAUCGUCAUUAUUUGCGCAUGUUAUAUUUGCGCUCUGUGUAUAGCCAAAUUACAUCAUGCGUGGAAAUUUUAUGUGCGCCUUUUCUCCACCUCUCAUUCCCUAGCCCCCCUUCCAGCUCCAGUGCAGUUAAACGCGUUUCCCUCCGAAGAGAGUUUCUUUCUGCUUCUCAUUCCUCUGCCAGAAGCGCCUCUUAACUUUACAGCACACGCGACACUUUUUAUUACGGGUUUGGACUGAGUGACACGCGUGCCAUCAGAGAACUUAAACGCAUCUGCAAUCAAGGACUAUAAUCGUUUCAGAAGGACACUGCAUUAUACAGGUAAACGAUGCUGUCCUUGCUUUUGCUGAGCAUGUGUUCCUGGGUCUUCUCAGCCACAGGGUCUUUCGAUUACGUUAACACUGAGCCUGAAAUCCCACUGAGAGUCAGCAUACCCAAUGAGGUUCCCCUCCGGCCUCUGAUGGGUGACACGUUAGUUCUGCCCUGUUACUUCCUGGACAACACAGUCAAUGACCCUGGUGCCCCCACCAUUGCUCCUUUGUCUUACCGGAUCAAAUGGAGUCUGGUCACCAAAGAAAAGAUUACAAACAUUUUAGUGGCAUCUGAAGGGAUAGUAAGCAUUGACAGAAGUUAUCUGGAUAGAAUCACCAUGCUGGGAUACCCAAUGACACCCACAGACGCAUCCAUUAAGAUGACUGAGCUCCAUUCCAAUGACUCAGGAGUGUAUCGCUGUGAGGUCAUGCACGGGAUAGAGGAUAACCAUGCUACUGUGGAUGUCCAAGUUCAAGGUAUUGUUUUCCACUAUCGUGCAAUCACCACACGAUACACCCUUACUUUUGAGAAGGCCAAGGCAGCCUGUAUUCAAAACAGUGCAGUGAUUGCCACUCCAGAGCAACUCCAAGCAGCUUAUGAUGAGGGAUUCCAUCAGUGUGAUGCUGGCUGGCUUGCAGAUCAGACCGUCAGGUACCCUAUUCAUGAUCCUCGUGAGGCUUGCUAUGGAGACAAGUACCAAUUUCCAGGAGUGAGGACAUAUGGAGUGAGAGACGUGAAUGAGACGUAUGAUGUGUACUGUUUUGCUGAGAAAAUGACAGGAAAAGUGUUCCACACUACUUCCCCUAACAAAUUCACUUUUGAGGAGGCAGAAGAUGAGUGUGCAAAGCUGGGUGCCAACUUGGCCACCACAGGACAGCUGUACCUGGCGUGGAAGGGUGGUAUGGAUGUUUGCGAUGCAGGCUGGUUGGCAGACCGGAGUGUCCGCUACCCCAUCAACAUUGCCCGACCACAGUGUGGGGGUGGCCUAUUGGGAGUGCGUACCGUCUAUCUGUUUCCCAAUCAGACCGGCUACCCCCUCCCAGACUCCCGCUAUGAUGCUUUUUGCUACUCUGAAAUGGGUGAGGAGGGUUCAGGCUUAUUUCCAUUUGGAAUUGAGACGACUACAGAGGCCGGCAGUGAUGUCCUGUGGGUUAACACAAUCACAGAAAGCCCCCAGGUCUUUUUAAAGCCCACCUCCACAAAAAGUGAACUACAGGGAGAAGUUGUAACAUAUAAGCCCUCAGUAACCACCAGUGUUGAGUUUCCCUAUACUGCACUAAAUAUUUCCCAGCUGCCCCUUUCACCACCUCCCAGCUCUGUUGAGGUAGUUACGGACAUUGUGGAAGGGGUCACUAACAGGACUGAUCUCGGCUCUGAUUUAUCCCAUCUGAAUGGAAGCGAAGCUAUAAUGUCUGCCACAGGGGUGGUCUUCCAUUACCGUGCAAGCUCCAGUCGUUAUGCCUUUGACUUUGUGGAGGCUCAGCUUGCUUGUAAGAGCAUCGGUGCAGUCAUUGCCAGCUCCCAGCAGCUGCAGGCAGCCUAUGAGGCUGGUUAUCAUCAAUGUGAUGCUGGCUGGCUCUUAGAUCAGACUGUCAGGUAUCCCAUUGUGUCUCCACGUGAGAAAUGCGAUGGCAAUUUGGAGCAUGUACCUGGUGUGAGGUCUUAUGGACUGCGUUCUGCCGAUGAACGCUAUGAUGUGUACUGCUAUAUGGAUAAACCAAGGGGGGAAGUUUUCCAUGCAAGUUCAUUCGAGGGAUUCACUUACGAUGAGGCAGUGGCUUACUGCCAGGACCAGAAUGCCUCCCUGGCCUCCACAGGAGACCUGUAUGCUGCUUGGAAGCAGGGCUUUGAUAAGUGCCGUCCUGGCUGGCUUCUUGACCGCAGCGUACGUUACUCCAUCAAUAACCCCCGGCAGCAGUGUGGUGGAGGGAUGGCUGGAGUUCACACAGUUUACAUGUUUCCCAACCAGACGGGCUCUCCUGACCUGCACUCCAAAUAUGAUGCAUAUUGCUUCAAGGUGGAUCUAGCUCUAUCUCUGAAUGAAAGUGAACCGAAUAAGACAGUAGAAGAGGAAAAGAUAGUGAGCAUGACGUCCUUUCCUGCUUUCCACAGACCUGAAAGUACCCUCGUCACUACUUCCAUCCCUGUGGAACCCUCUGGAUCUGGUGCAUCUGGGGCCAGCAGCACCGACGAUCUGAGCAGUGGAAGCGGGGAUCAGCCAAGUGGGUCAUCUGUUUCAAGUGGAGACUCCUCAGGGACCAGUGGCACUGACGAUAUGUUGAGUAGUGGGAGCGGUUACAAGCCAAGUGGGUCAUUUGUUUCGAGUGGAGACUCUUCUGGGGCCAGUGGCACUGACAUUAUGUUGAGCAGUGGGAGCGGGGAUCAGCAGAGUGGAUCAUUUGGUUGCAUUGGAGAGUCUUCUGGGGCAAGUAGCACUGACGAUCUGUUGGGCAGUGGGAGCGGGGAUCAGCCAAGUGGGUCAUUUGUGUCAAGUGGAGACUCUUCUGGAGCCAGUGGGAGCGGAGUUCUGCCAAGCGGGUCUGGAGACUCUUCAGGAUUUGGCAGUGGCUUAGAUAACCUAGUAAUCUUUUCAGAAAGUGACACAGUUUUAUCAGGAGUUGGAUCAGCUUCAGGGAGACCAGAGGAGGCUGGGAAGGGAGGCACCGAGAGCUUCACCUUCCCUAUCGGCCAGAGCUUGGACCUCUUUGGUGUGGACACCUCUGGAUCGGGAUCAGGCAGUGGGUCAGGGUAUAGCUCUGAAGAAAGUGGAUCUACCUCAGACUUUUCCAGCAGCUCAGGAGAAAGCGACGAGAGUGGAGAUCUUUCUGGCAUCUCCUCAGGAUCUGGUUCCAGUGAGGAGUCCUCAGUAUUCAGUGGCUUCCCAUCAGGAAUUUUUCCCUCUGGAGGAUCCAGUGGGAUUUCAUUAAUUGACGGCAGUGGCAUCAUCAUGGUGGAUAACCCAUGGGUGAAGGUGUCCACUGCUCCACCUUUAGAACAAGAGUUGGUUGGAAGCCAUGUGGAUUUCAGCGGAUCAGGACACAUCUCAGGGUCUGGAAUGAGCGGUGAUAUCUCUGGGAUGAAUAGUGAUAUCUCUGGGAUGAGUGGUGAUAUCUCUGGAGUUAGCGGUGUCCACAGCGGCUCUGGGAGUGGUUUAGCAUUUUCUGGUCUUACAUUUUUGGAGUCUGACUUCACUGAUCUCACAGAACAAUCUCCUGCACAAGAAGCUUCUGGGCUUUUGUUAUUUGGGUCUGGUGAGGGAAGUGAAUUUACAUCUGGAGGCUAUUCCAUUGAAUCAGGAGAAAGAUCAGGAGAAUCAGCUAGCGGUGAUAUCACCUUCUUCACCGAUAAUGGCAUAAUGAAAAUACCCAACAAGCCCUUACAAGUAAUGAAGCAAGGAAGGGGAGAGGUGGAGUAUAGUGGCAACGUCAGGCUGUCCUCAGGAAGUGGAGAUGACCAAAGUGUCUAUGCUAGUGGACAAGAACAUGAAUUGAUCUCAGUCACUGACACACCAAUGGAGAACUCCAGUGAUGCUCCCUCAGCUGUACUAUCUGCUCAAGGGCCAUCAGGCCUGUACAGUGAUGCUGCAGGACCUCCAGUGCCUUAUUCAGAACCAGAGGAAAUCAUCAGUCAACUUGAGACUGUUACUUCUGCAGCUUUGUCUUCAACCACAGAGCCUGCCUCUUUACAGAGUCCUUCUGUCACCGACGGACCUGUUGUGAAUGCCUCUCUUAACCCAUGUGAUCCGAACCCUUGUGGAGCCGGGGUGUGUUCAGUGAAGGAUGGUGUGGGCCUCUGUCACUGCCCACCUGGACUACAUGGAGAAGAGUGCCAGUAUGAGGUUGAUGUUUGCCAUUCAAACCCUUGCGCCAAUGGAGCCACCUGUGUGGAGGUGGAGGACACUUUCAAAUGCUUAUGUCUGCCCAGCUACGAAGGAGACCACUGUGAGAUUGAUGUGCACAGCUGUGAGGAGGGCUGGAAUAAGUUUCAGGGCAACUGUUACUUGCAUUUCUCGGAGAGAGAGACCUGGCUGGAUGCUGAGCGACGCUGUCGAGACUUAAACGCUCACCUGGUGAGCGUUAUCACCCCAGAGGAGCAAGCCUUCAUCAACUCAUACGCACAAGACUAUCAGUGGAUUGGACUGAACGAUAAAACAGUGGAAAAUGACUUCCGUUGGUCAGAUGGGAACCCCCUGCAAUUUGAGAACUGGAGGCCUAACCAGCCUGACAAUUAUUUCAACUCUGGUGAAGACUGUGUUGUAAUGAUCUGGCAUGAAAAUGGCCAAUGGAAUGACGUGCCCUGCAACUACCACCUGCCUUUCACAUGCAAAACAGGUCCAGUGACAUGUGAACAACCUCCUAAAGUGGAGAAUGCCAGGAUGUUUGGAAACAAGAAAGAUCGUUAUCAGGUGAAUUCUAUCGUCAGAUACCAGUGCAGUGAAAACUUCACACAGCGCCACCUACCUGUGAUCCGCUGCAUGGCAGAUGGACAGUGGGAGAAGCCACAAGUGCAAUGCAUAUCAAAGGUCAAAUCCGGACUGCAAAAGGAAUCAUCUGUUCAUAAAUCUAGUACAAAAACAUUGGAGAAACAUCUCUAAGGAGACUUGAAGAGUUAUAGUUUGGUUUUUAAAACAGUACAAGUUUUAUAUUUAUUUUCCAAGACACUGAAUUAAGAAGCAUACAUUCCUGAUUAAAAAGUGUUAUUUUCAAAGAUAAGUGCCCAUCUUGUAUAUUGCUGCCCCCUGUACAUCUGAUAUUGGCCAUCAGCUAUGAUGCAGCGAUCCUUCAUCAAAAGAUCAGAGACCAACAGAUCAAAUACCAGAAGCAUUCUUAAAGAUGUCUGUGAAUAUUAGCAAAGGUUUUCCUUUUGGACCAACUGGUGUUUUAUGCUAAAAAGGCACUGAGCAAAAAGCUCAGUUCUUCCUCUAUGAAGGACCCAAAACCAUUUUUGUCUUUAUCUGCUAGUAAGCCGAAUUUUAGGUACAUUCACAAUGUAAAUGAAGUGAUGAAAUGUGAAGUAUUAUUUUCAUCUUUAUGGAGAGGAGUGGUAAACCUAGAAAAGUUUAUAGCCAUAAAAGACGUUUACAAAAAAUCUUAUUUAUUUCUAAUACCUAACCAGACAGAUAAGAAAACAACUUGCACAAGGAUGUCAUUAAUUUGUUAUGUCUGAGUUGGACAUAUAAUGUGAAAUGAGUUUUGAUUUCGCACAUGAUAACAUCCAUUUUGACUGGGUGUGUCCAUCUUUUUCCACACAAAAGCCAUAAAUACAUCAGACAGAGGUGGUCAAAUCCAGUCAGAUUACGAAUGUAAACCCAACCAUGAAAAUGUACUUGAUUGUUAGAUGUUAUCUGUCGCCCAAGACUGUGCAGGGCAUAGUACUACAUGGGGACAAGAAUGAUCCUGGAUCAGCUAACAGCUUUUAUUUUCUAAUAAUAGGUCAGAUAGAACUAUUAAUGACAAGUGCCUUGUGAAUAUUUUACAUUUUGCCUGUUUUAGUGAUGAGACUGCUUACUUAGUACAAGAGGCUGUGCCUCUUUCAUCCCAAAGGCUCUUUUAUGCAGUGUAGCUUUUUAUCUGAUACAGCUGAAAUGACGAAUGCAGCAUGAACUGCAGAAGAUGCACAAACAUUUCUUGAAAAGCAUUUUUUUUUCCUCUCUCAUAAAUUACAAGCAGAACAAUACUCUAUGGCAUAGAAGACCCAUCAUUUCUUUCACUGAGAUGGAUCAGUAAAAUAUACUGUCAUUGUGAUAAUCUGUUGUCUUCUAAAGUAAGAGCUUUUAAAAUUUUCCAGGAAUGUCUUCAACUUUAUGUUUGAAUAACUGUAUUACAGCAAAUGCAACGUCUUGCCAUUAAAACAUUCCAUACAUCA
Messenger RNA from Ctenopharyngodon idella (grass carp), 6253 nucleotides. RefSeq names its product aggrecan a (gene acana). The transcript is spliced from 19 exons. Bases 405 to 4982 code for a protein of 1525 amino acids. Gene Ontology annotation, molecular function: calcium ion binding; hyaluronic acid binding. The record is from RefSeq and is a predicted model, not a curated record. Lineage: Eukaryota; Metazoa; Chordata; Actinopteri; Cypriniformes; Xenocyprididae. Gene Ontology annotation, biological process: cell adhesion.